UCCAGUUAACACUACAGCCUAGCCUUAGCACCUUUGUUCUGUCUUUUGAUAACCAAGAAACUCUACUAAGAUUAUUCAUCUUAUUAAUAAUGGAAUUACAGUAACUGUUGUAAACUCGGAUUUUAUUAUAUGAGAUUGUUUUUGAUGUUUUAAUAACUGUCACAACUAAGUUACUCCACUACUAUUUCUAUUCAGUGGUAUCGCGACGAUGGAUUCUCAUUUUUGAUGGAAUGAAUGAUUGUGGUCUGACUUCAAUUGUUUUGAGGAUCGAUUCGACAUCGAAAUCCCAGCUAUCAAACAGAAAAAGUCAAUCACUUUCAUGGUCAAGUUACACAAGGUAAAUUGUCAACGGGAAAUUGAUGACUUGUCAACCAAUCGUUGAGCAGACACAAUGUAUUGGAGCUAUCUUCUCAUCUCACUCCUUGCAUCAAUAUCAGUCUCUACUUCAUUAAUCACUCCCGUUCUACAGGAAAUCUAUCGCGACUACAAGCAGUCCCGUAUUCCUUUCAGAGAAGACCCUUGGCUAGGCAACAAACCAAUCUUGGACGAAUAUGACUUCAUUGUGAUUGGCUCAGGACCGGGUGGAGCUGCAGUGGCUAAUCGUUUGACAGAGAUCAGAGAUUGGAAAGUUCUAGUACUGGAAGCAGGAAAAGAUGGAUCAAUUUAUACGGACAUACCAGCAUUGGUUAGCUACCUACAGUUUACAGAUUAUAACUGGGGAUUCGAAGCGGAGAAGAUGCCCGGUAAUUGUUUAGGUAUAACUGAGGGAAAGUGUAAAUGGCCUCGUGGUAAAGGUAUAGGGGGCACAAGUUUGAUAAAUUACAUGAUUUACACCCGAGGUAACCCCGCCGAUUACGAUUCUUAUGCAGCUGAUGGGAAUUAUGGAUGGAGUUACAAAGAUGUCCUCCCCUAUUUCAUCAAAUCUGAACAAAACAACGUUGAAGAAUAUAAGGAAUCCCCUUUCCACAACCGUAAAGGAUAUCUGACAGUUGAACGUGUGAACUACAAGACACCAUUAGUGGACAUUUUUUUAAAAGCAGGUGUAGAGGUUGGAGCCGAAAUUGGAGACUAUACAGCCCCCAAUGUUCGUCCAAUAUUUUCACGAAUUCAAGCAACAGUUAAGAAGGGGAGGAGAGUUUCGGCAGCAAAAGCUUAUUUGGAACCGAUUAAGAACCGUGCCAAUCUACAUGUAUUAGAAAAAGCGAGGGUUACUAAGAUUUUGCUAGACAGUAUUACAAAACGUGUGAUCGGUGUCGAGUUUGUGAAAAACCGUAAAAAACGCUACGUCUACUCUAGGAAAGAAGUUAUUCUAUCUUCGGGCUCUUUACAAUCGCCCCACCUGUUGAUGCUUUCUGGCGUGGGUCCCAGAGCUCACCUUGAAGAAAAAAAUAUUCCUGUAAUUGUGGAUCUACCCGGUGUGGGUGAUAACCUUCACGAACAUUGGACUACACCUUCUCUAGUUUUCACACAUAAUUUGACAGGGGCGUCAUCUAACGAGCGAGAUGCUUUAAACCCAGUGAAUGUUAAAAACUGGUUGACUCGCGGUGAGGGAGUUCUAGCUUUAGCUGGGGGUGUUGAAGGUAUCGCUUAUGUGAAUACACCUCUAAAUAACCGGGGGGAGUACCCCGAUAUGGAGUUUCUAUUCAACGCAGGGGGGCUCUCUUCAGAUGGGGGGAAUACCUUGAGAAAGAGUUUUGGGGUGACAGAUGAGUUGUAUGAAGACGUUUUUCGAACGUUGGAUUAUAAAGAUGUGUGGUCGAUUUUCCCCAUGUUGUUACGGCCUAAAAGUAGGGGGAGGAUAUUAUUGAAAGAUAACAACCCCUGGCAUUGGCCACUGUUCUACCACGAUUAUUUCCAAGACCUUCAAGACGCUCAACGUAUGGUGGAGGGGAUGAAGAUGAUUGUUGCCCUUUCGCAAACAGAAGCUUUCCAGUCUAUUGGUUCGAAACUACACACCGUGCCUAUUCCAGCGUGCGCUCCUCUGGGAUUUGGAACUGAUGAGUACUGGUUAUGCUCGCUGAGACAUUUGACAUUUACAUUGCAUCAUCAGAGUGGAACAUGCAAGAUGGGCCCGUCAAGUGAUCCUUCGGCCGUUGUCGAUCCACAGCUCAGGGUUCAUGGGUUGACUGGGUUGAGAGUGGUGGAUGCCUCUGUAUUCCCUAGACUGCCCUCGGCUCACCUCUAUGCUCCCACUGCCAUGGUGGGGGAGAAAGCUGCCGAUAUGAUAAAGAGUUACUGGCUAUCGCAACCAUGAAGUUGUAUAACUAUUUAAAAUUGUAUAGGAUAUACAUUAUCAUAAUUUUGAACCUAUAGUACUGUAUAAUUAUUUUGUAAAGUGCUGCUAGUCAUUGUUUUAUGUAGUCUGUUUUCCUUCUUAAUCAUCAUUCAUUAAUUCAUUUACAUAAAUCAAGUGAGGUUAACAUAAUUCAAGAGUUGAAGCUCAUAAUACGCAUACUCAUAAUAAUAUUAUGAGAGAACAAUCUGAAUCUAUUAUGAAAUAUUACACAUUAAUAAUUGAUUGGAAUAAGUGAUUCAUAGGCUACUAGUAGGCAACUUUGGAAGUAAACUGAAUUCAUUCAGAUAUAGCUUAGUUGAAUAUUACGACUUAAUUCAAAUGAUAACUAUAAUAUUAUGAUAUAGGACAGGAAUCACUGGAUCUUACUUUUGGAAAAAGUGUAGUUAAUAUAAAUUUAAUAUGAAUGAAAGAGGAUUUACUAAGUACUAUUCAAAUUAAUAUUAAAUACGACAGAAGAUAGCUCAUGUAAUGAUAACAAGUAAGUUACUGUAUUAUCAAGUGUGCAUUUCCAUUAUUCACUAAAUGUCAUUCAGUUAAUAGCGAGUGAUUAUUGUACUGUUUCUCUGUUAGGAUAUAAAUACGAGGGUAUGUGGAUAACAGGUAAAAGUUGAUAUUUUAGUUUCUGUGCGUUCUUAUUCCAAAUAAAAGAAAAAAUGUUAGCUCUCUUUAUAG
Molecule: messenger RNA, 2968 nt
Organism: Nilaparvata lugens (brown planthopper)
Lineage: Eukaryota; Metazoa; Arthropoda; Insecta; Hemiptera; Delphacidae
Product: glucose dehydrogenase [FAD, quinone]-like
Exons: 2
Coding region: 392-2254 (620 amino acids)
Molecular function (GO): flavin adenine dinucleotide binding; oxidoreductase activity, acting on CH-OH group of donors
Source: RefSeq, a predicted model, not a curated record